AUGGCGUGGCUUGACAGGAAUAGGAAACAAUUGGCCGAUGUUGAAGUUACCUUUUUGUUGCCGAGUUUGGACAAUACCGAGAAAUUUGAUCCUAGCUGGGUAAACGCACAAGAUCUCUGUGGCCUAAAGGGUUCAAACAUUGAAGGUGGGGUUGGGCCUUUUGGGCUGUUGACACUGUCUUCAAAACAUCUAGAGGAAUAUACUCCUGUCUUCUUUAGAGUUUUCAAAGCUCCAAAUAAGCAUGUAGUUCUCCUGUGCUCUGAUGCAAGAAGUUCCUCUUUGAAGAAGAGUGGACUAUAUAAACCUUCUUUUGCAGGCUUUGUAGACAUAGAUUUAGCAGAUGGGAAGCUUUCUCUUAGGAGUUUGAUUGAUCAUUCCGUUGUGGAAAGUUUUGGAGCUGGAGGAAAAACAUGCAUCACAUCGAGGGUUUAUCCUAAACUAGCAGUCUUCAAUAAUGCUCACUUGUAUGCAUUCAACAACGGGACAGAAACUGUAACCAUAGAGAGUCUCAAUGCAUGGAGCAUGAAAAAUGCACAACUGAAAUGAGGGA
Alnus glutinosa is the source of this 550-nucleotide messenger RNA. Its product is annotated as beta-fructofuranosidase, insoluble isoenzyme 1-like. Lineage: Eukaryota; Viridiplantae; Streptophyta; Magnoliopsida; Fagales; Betulaceae. The coding region runs from base 1 to 546 and encodes 181 amino acids. The record is from RefSeq and is a predicted model, not a curated record. The transcript is spliced from 4 exons.